Messenger RNA from Trichomonas vaginalis G3, 289 nucleotides. RefSeq lists its product as uncharacterized. The annotation marks the transcript as partial. Lineage: Eukaryota; Parabasalia; Trichomonadida; Trichomonadidae. The record is from RefSeq and is a predicted model, not a curated record. The transcript has a single exon.
AUGGACGCACAGAACUUAGCGAAUGCACAGCAACCUGGACAACCAAACCCAGAGAAUAUUCCAAAUGAAGUUAGAAUACAAACUGCAAUGGCAAACUAUGGUCAAGUGCCAACAGAUGUACAAAUGCAAACUGCCAUGUCAAAUGACGCUGCGUUAGGUUUGCCACCAUGGUAUGCAAAUAUGAGAUGGAAAGAGUUUUAUACAAACCCUGAAGUGGGAUAUAAACAACUUUAUGCAGAUGACGCGAACACAGGAGUUGACCCAGAAUAUGUUUUCUACCAGAGGAGAA